UCCUAAAUGUUGGUCAAUUUGUUCAAAGUGGAAGAGGGAAAAACAAGCGAUCAUGGAAUAAAUCUGAGGAAGAAUGUUUGAUUAAUGGUUUGUUGGAGAUGAGUGUGGAUCCUUCAUGGAAAGCUGAUGGGAGUUUCAAAGGUGGUUUCAAGAAAAUCUUAGAGGAGAAAUUGAAUGAGAAGUUUCCGGGGUGUGGGUUGAAAGCUAUUCCCCAUAUUGAAUCAAAAAUCAAAUGGUUUAAGGAUAAGUAUAAUGUGCUAACUGAAAUGUUUCGCACUUCUGGUUUUUCUUGGGAUAAUGAAAAGAAUAUGAUUGUUUGUGAAAGGCAAUCUUAUGAAGAAUUUUGUAAGCAACACAGAAAUGCUCAAGGAUUAUGGAAUGUUCCUUUUCCAUUUUAUGAUCAACUGUCAGUUAUCUUUGGUGCCGAUCGAGCUACUGGAGUGCAAUCUGAGACUUUUGUCGAAGCUGUUGACAAUCAAGAGAAAGAGACCAUUGAACUAGAUAAGGGUGGUAGUGAUGAAGAUGAUGAAUUUGAUGAUAAUGAGUCCGUCAACCAAUCAAAACAAUCAACUCCAAGUGAACCUUCUUCAAAGAAAGCCAAAAAAGAAAAGGCUCCAAAUGAACAAGGAAGGAAAAGGAAGAAGCCGGAGGUUGUGGACUUAACUUCUUCUUUUAACAAUAUGUCUUCUAACUUUUCAAAUCAUAUGAAUGAGAUGAACAAGCACAUGUCUACCAUUGCAAGUGCCUUCUCUACUACACAACUACAUGAGCAAGCUAUCAUGGCUCGUGAAGAAGUUGAGGAAAAUCAAAAAAAAAAACUUAAUGAGUGAAUUGCUUCGCAUAGAAGGAUUGACAAGAUUUGAAGUAAUGGAAGCUUCCAAGAGGUUGGCCUCCAAUCCAAGUGAACUCUCACUCUUUUACCAAUGCCCGGAUGAUGAGUGGAAGAAAGAGUUUAUAAUCAAUCUCAUUCAUCCUAACUUGGGCAAGUGAUGUAAUGAAAAUGCUUAACUUAUAAAUUAUCUAGACUUUGUGUUUGGUUGUCAAAAACAUAUAUUGGAAUCUUUUUGUGUG
Amaranthus tricolor (Joseph's coat) is the source of this 1071-nucleotide messenger RNA. RefSeq lists its product as uncharacterized. The record is from RefSeq and is a predicted model, not a curated record. NCBI's taxonomy places the organism in Eukaryota, Viridiplantae, Streptophyta, Magnoliopsida, Caryophyllales, Amaranthaceae. The transcript is spliced from 2 exons. The coding region runs from base 99 to 830 and encodes 243 amino acids.